Jaculus jaculus (lesser Egyptian jerboa) is the source of this 590-nucleotide messenger RNA. Its product is annotated as vacuolar protein sorting-associated protein 29-like. Gene Ontology annotation, biological process: retrograde transport, endosome to Golgi; intracellular protein transport. Lineage: Eukaryota; Metazoa; Chordata; Mammalia; Rodentia; Dipodidae. The transcript is spliced from 2 exons. The record is from RefSeq and is a predicted model, not a curated record. Bases 6 to 590 code for a protein of 194 amino acids. Gene Ontology annotation, cellular component: endosome; retromer complex.
ACAGGAUGUUGGUAUUGGUAUUAGGAGAUCUGCACAUCCCACACCGCUGUAACAGUUUGCCAGCUAAAUUCAAAAAACACCUAGUGCCAGGAAAGAUUCAACACAUUCUUUGCACUGGAAACCUUUGCACCAAAGAGAGUUAUGACUAUCUCAAGACUUUGGCUGGUGAUGUUCACAUUGUGAGAGGAGACUUUGAUGAGAAUCUGAAUUAUCCAGAACAAAAAGUUGUGACUGUGGGACAGUUCAAAAUUAGUUUGAUCCAUGGACAUCAAGUUAUUCCGUGGGGAGAUAAGGGCAGUUUAGCCCUUUUGCAGAGGCAGUUUGAUGUGGACAUUCUUAUCUCAGGACACACACACAAAUUUGAAGCAUUUGAGCAUGAAAAGAAAUUCUACAUCAACCCAGGUUCUGCCACUGGGGCAUAUAAUUCCUUGGAAACAAGUAUUAUUCCAUCCUUUGUGUUGAUGGACAUCCAAGCUUCCACAGUGGUCACUUAUGUCUAUCAGCUAAUUGGAGAUGAUGUGAAAGUAGAACGAAUCAAAUACAAAAAAAUUUUAAACCAGAACUAUUCCUCGGGCCCCAUCUUUGCUUAG